Messenger RNA from Peniophora sp. CBMAI 1063, 1302 nucleotides. Lineage: Eukaryota; Fungi; Basidiomycota; Agaricomycetes; Russulales; Peniophoraceae. The record is from the annotation of a GenBank genome assembly.
AUGGCCGUCCAUUCCUCUCCUUUAAGAACAGCUUAUGAACUCUGCACUACGCGCAAACACGUCCACCGCGCUCUCUCAAUCCUCAGUGGCUUUCCUCUUGUCAUCCUUGACUGCGAAGGAAGAUCUUUGGGCCAAUCAGAUGGCACCCUAUCUUUGUUGUGCCUCGGUACACCAGUCGCAGGCGACUUGCAGCACGUCUUCCUCUUCGACAUGCAGGCUCUCGCACCAUGCCCACGCAGCCGAGGUGCUAUAGCAGCCUUUCUCGAGCGCGGCCCAAUCAAAGUCUGUUGGGACGGUCGCAUGGACGCGAUCGAGAUCUUCCACUCGUUUGGCAUACCGUUGACUGGAGUGCUCGACCUCCAAGUCGUCGAGGUCGUCGCAAGACAGACUGUACUCGGCGAGAAGGAUCGGGACCGGGAAGAACGCCUGGCGAAGCAUAAGUUCGGCUAUCGCUUCGUGCAGGAACAUCGGUCACGCAUGGGCGGCGUUCAUGUCGUUCGCGGUUUGCAGAACUGUAUCGAGUUCUAUCAUCCCGAUCUUCACGUUGAGAAAGAUCCGUCUGUGGUCGAGAUGCACCAGAACGGCGAGACUCAUCGAUGGAUGGAACGGCCCUUACCCGAAAACCUGUUGCACUAUGCCGCAAACGACAUCCGCCUCAUCGCGCACGUCCUCUCAAUCUUCGACACCCUCGGCUUCUUUCAGCGCGACUUCUGGUCAUUGGUCGAGAAAUCGAAGCGCUAUAUCGCAAGGACCGAGCGCGUGCGCGCUAACGAGCCUUUAAGGCCAUCAGGUCUCCUCCUGCUCGAGGCGCUGUCAGACGAGCCCGCCCAGCAUGAUUGCGCCCGGUGUGGUGCGCUGCUACCGAUCUCUUGCUUCGAGAACCUCUCUUGGAGAAUCGAGGGGGCGCGCGGUGCCGGCGUCCGCAGGAGGCACUGUCAACUCUGCGUUACUAUGUCUCUGCGAGAUCAUCUUACUCUUCCCGAGGAGGGUUCGGAGUGGCUAGAGACCUCGCAGGCUCCACGGUCCAUGAUCCCGCCAUCCACGUCUACUUCUUUCUCGCGACCCAGCUAUCAGCAACUGUAUAACCCUCUUCGUAUAGUCAAUGAGGUUGCGUCCUCUCCUUGCCUGCAACGCUCAAUUGCAUUCAAUCAAUCAUGUAUCGCCAAUCCUUGUGAACCCGUCUCUGGAGAUUGGGAAUGUAUCAGGUGUACUCGUCAAUCAUGUAGCUCUACUUGCUUAUCUUUCGCGGACUAUUGCUCUUCCAUGGACUACUACUAUCUCAAUUUGGGUACCAUAGGCUAG